Molecule: messenger RNA, 3312 nt
Organism: Pteropus alecto (black flying fox)
Lineage: Eukaryota; Metazoa; Chordata; Mammalia; Chiroptera; Pteropodidae
Gene: AP1AR
Product: adaptor related protein complex 1 associated regulatory protein
Exons: 10
Coding region: 690-1673 (327 amino acids)
Biological process (GO): negative regulation of cell motility; negative regulation of substrate adhesion-dependent cell spreading; regulation of Arp2/3 complex-mediated actin nucleation
Molecular function (GO): AP-1 adaptor complex binding
Source: RefSeq, a predicted model, not a curated record
GAAGCGUGCAUCCUGAGUCAGAGCAGCAUGCUGCUGGAAGGCUCGGCUCGCUUCUGCUCUUGUUUGAGAGGGGAGGACAGGAGAACGGGGCGCUGACUCAGAGAGUCAGGCAUUGCGUUUCUAUUGGACACGUUCUGUGAUGUCUUAGGUCUAGAACGAUAACACCAAAUCGUCUUUCACCAACGAUCUCUAAUGGGCAGUUAGACUGCUUUGCAUCUGUUAGCAACUAAAGUUUUUUCCAGGAAAAAUAGCACCUGUAAUGUCAUCGCUCCUUUCAUUCUUCAUGAUAAUAACAGUUUUGUCAUGAUAACGUGGCAUCCCUUUUGACUGAACCCAUCUGCCCCUCCACACGCACCAACACAGAAAAUACAAAGCGUUAUCUGUCCCAACCCCAGAGUCUUCCCGUCUCUUAAAGGGACACUUCUGUCCAGGAAUCCUGACACGUUGCAAACCCUCGGGUGGAAGAAACGCCAUUAACUUACAUGCAGAUGACACUUCCAUACUGGCAGGAAGCAGCAGUGAUUUGAAACGGCUUCUCAUGAGAGCGAAAGAAGGAAGUGACGAAGCAGGACUGUAUCUGGUCACCGAGAAGACAAACGUCACAACGACAGAAGGAAUCCACAACUCAGCGCAGGCGGCGAAGACAGCAACGUUGUUAAUGCGUUUGCUGACCUCGGUUCGGUCAUCAGAUGGGGACGAAGCCAGGACAUCAGAGGAGGCUGAAACUCGGCGGGAUGGAGGACUCGGCAAGGGUCCUGAGAGCACAGGCGUGUCACUGGGGCCCGGGGCGAGGACCACCCACAGCCUCGUCUCCCCCGUUGCUGUGCAUUCACGUGGGGGCCCGGCGAUCCAAGUAUUUUAGAACAUGCUCAAGAGGUGAGCACUUAACUAUAGAGUUCGAGAAUCUAGUAGGAAGUGAUGAAGGGGAAAGCCCAGGAAGCAGUCAGAGGCCUCUUACUGAGGAAGAAAUUGUUGACCUAAGAGAGAGGCAUUAUGAUUCAAUUGCUGAAAAACAGAAAGAUCUCGAUAUGAAAAUUCAAAAGGAGUUAGCCUUACAAGAAGAGAAGUUAAGACUAGAAGAAGAAGCUUUAUACGCUGCACAGCGUGAAGCAGCCAGGGCAGCAAAGCAGCGAAAGCUCGUGGAGCAGGGCAGGCAGAGGGCCGUGCGGCCGUGCCACCCCUCCAGGGAUGGGGAGUGUCAGAGUUCAGGACCGGAAGACGACUCUGAGUCUUGUUUGAGAAAUAUAAAGUCACAGUAUGACGUUUUCCGAAGUAGUAGACUCUCGUCAGAUGCCACCGUUUUGACACCAAAUACAGAGAGCAGUUGUGAUUUAAUGACCAAAACUAAGUCAACUAGUGGAAAUGAUGACAGCACAUCCUUAGAUCUAGAGUGGGAAGAUGAAGAAGGAAUGCAUCGAAUGCUUCCCGUGAGAGAGCGUUCCAGAACCGAGGAGGACAUUCUCCGGGCAGCUUUGAAGGGCAGCAGCAGGAAGACUGGCAGUAAUGCCGCGUCAGCUUCCGACGAUUCCAGCGGCCUGGAGUGGGAGAGCGACUUCGUCAGAGCCGAAGCGGAUGACAAUGGCAAUUCCGAGUACUCUGGGUUCGUAAAUCCUGUGUUGGAGCUGUCUGAUUCCAGCAUGAGGCAGUGCGGUGCAGAUCAGCAGAAACGAUAGGGGGAACCGCGGGCCCCUGCUCAGCGGUCACGGCCAGUGUUAGAAACCGACUAGGGCGCGUGGCGGUCCGGCCGAGCCUUCUGCGGGAGGGAGGGAAGAAGCCGAAGCCACGCGAAUGCUUGGUGAGCGGGGCAGGCGCGACAGGCUCUAUCUGGACCGCUUCAGAGUUAAGUGCAAUUUCAUCAUCUGCCUUCUGCUUCUCAAAAACAAUUUAAUGGUUCUGUCAUGUUAUCAAUUAGAUUUAUUUUAACUUUUCUUUAUAGCAUUCCUGUUUAUUAUUCAUAGACUUUCACUUUUAAAGAUAGUUGUGUUAGUUUCACUUUGUAUGUUUCCUAAGCUUGUAUCAGUUGGUAACUAUGAAAACAUUAAGGCACUUUGUGUUCAUGCUCAGCAGAUGCGAAGGCAGCAGGAGGGGCUGCCAGGCUCAGGGUUAGAACAGGGCUUCUAUCCCAGCGUCGUUUGUUCCUGAGACUUAAAUUCUGGUACCUGACAGUAAGCACAGUUAGUUUGAGUACAUGACCCCAAAGAAAUGCUGAAGUAUCAUUUUCUUUCUAUACUUAACUGUAUAUCCUAGUAUAAUCAUGUUGAUUGAGUGUGAAACAAAGGAUAUCAUAUAAUAAAAUAAGCUUUCAGAAUUUGGACACUUAAAUUUGGUAAUCAAAAGUAAUAUUGAGGAAAGUAAAUAUACUUAGGUUUUUCACUUCCUUUUACAUGCUACUAUUAAUGAAUAUUGACUUUAAGUUAAUUGAUGUUUUAAAUUUCUAGAUGUCAUCUUUUUUAAAUUUGUAUUUCCAAUGACUGGCCUUAGAAAGAUUUUACACAGAACAUGUUCUCUGUGCAUGCUUUAGUAAGAAAGGAAAACCUAAAAAGGUAAUACGGGUAAAUAAAAUCCUUUUAAAGUAAGUAAAAUCCUUUCUGGUAUGAAAGGAUCUGUUGAUUUUAUUAAGCUUUCCUUUGCCUUGUAAUACAAGGUGCAUUCACGAGAUAGAACUAAGUACAUCAAUAUAUAUAACUACAUUUUGUGAUAUACAAUGAAGUCUUCUUUUCUCUAAAGUUUACGUAUCAACUUGAAAGGCCAAGGAUAGAAGACACUCCCUCAUUGCUUGUCCUGAUUUUGCUGAGGAUUGCGGUUUUCGUAAGCAGACUCUUGAUUUUUCCUUAGUGUUUUCGUCUUUUCUUCUUCUUACAACAGUGACAGUGCAUGUUCUCAAAAACAUAGGAAGGCCCGGAUAGAAAUAGUAACUUAAAGUUCUUGCUGUACUUUAAAAAGAAAAAUCAUGUGGUCCUUUCAAUAUUUGAACUGCUAGGCAGUGAUAUCUAUAGUUUAAUCUCUUUUUUAUCUCACAGAAAUAAAUAUGAUACUUUAAAUACAUAGACAUAUUAGGUAAUACUAUUAUUCAUGUCUCUCUUAUCAUUUAAGUUGUAGCUAUGUCAUUGGAAAUACUUUAAAGGUAAUCUACAUUCACGUUGCCUGUGUUAUGCUUUGUAAAGUUUGUAUACAUCAGAUGUAUAUUUUUGGUUUGGCAUAAGCUACCGUUGUAAUUUUUUUGGCAUUUUGUUCAUAAAGAAUUUUUUGAAGGAAUGGUAACUUCUUAAGGAUUGUGAAUAAACACAUUUUUACAUUAAAAAACUAAAUUAA